UGCAAAAAAAGAAAAAGUUAAUACCUUUACCGAAACGCCGUCAUAUAAGUUUGUUUUCAGAAACGCCAUAACCUCCGUUCAUAAAAGCUCCAGUCUUCUUCACCUUCACAGCUCCAAACCCUUUAAACCAACAGAUCCGUCGUUGAAUUUCAAAGGAAAUGGCUGGUGGAACAGCUCCCCCUAGAGGAAGUGCAGCAGCAGCCGCAAGCAUGCGUAGGCGGAGAACCACAAGUGGUGCAGCCUCAGGAGGGGCUGCUGGGACCAUGCUUCAAUUUUACACGGAUGAUGCACCAGGUCUGAAGAUCUCGCCGAAUGUUGUGCUUGUCAUGAGUAUUGGUUUCAUUGCUUUUGUUGCCGUUCUACAUGUUAUGGGCAAGCUCUAUUUUGUUCGUAGAGAGGCUUGAAAGGAAUUUGUUGGCCAGAAAAAAAAAUCAACAGAAUUUAUUUAGGAGUCUGAGUUGCAAAGCAAAACUGUUUUUUUUUUUUUGAUUAAAAACAAGUCUAGUGUCAAAGGUGCAAUUUUGUUUCAAUGGUUAAAAUUGGUUUACAUUGUUCUACUUGUUUGAGGAAGAUGGUGCAAACUCAAUUUCAUAUAAUGUUAGGUUUUAGACAA
This is a messenger RNA of Gossypium arboreum, 613 nucleotides long. RefSeq names its product protein transport protein Sec61 subunit beta-like. The record is from RefSeq and is a predicted model, not a curated record. Gene Ontology annotation, biological process: intracellular protein transport. Lineage: Eukaryota; Viridiplantae; Streptophyta; Magnoliopsida; Malvales; Malvaceae. The transcript has 2 exons. Bases 159 to 404 code for a protein of 81 amino acids. Gene Ontology annotation, cellular component: endoplasmic reticulum membrane; Sec61 translocon complex.